AUGCACUCAUGCCACGUCGUUCUGUUACCCGCAGUCCAAGUCCUAGAGAUCGUCAUCGUAGCCGUUCCCAAUCGAGAAAGGAAAGACGCUCCCUGUCACCAAGAGAUCAGAAAAGAACACGAAGGGGUCGAUCGUCCUCAACUAGCGAUCAAGACAGGCAUCGUCAUAGAAAAAGAAGAGAACCAACGAGAAUUAUUAGAGAAGCAGUCCUUGGUAGAAUUUUCUGCAUAUUCGAAUGCUGAUAAUCCAUUCGGUGACGAUAAUCUCGGCCAACAGUUUGAAUGGAUAAAAAAGAAAGAGAGAGAUAAAAAGCUGGGUAUCUCUCCAGAAGAGGCAAAGCGUCGCGAGCGAGAAAGACAUGAAGAAACAAGAUUGGAAUUAGAAAAGCUCAACAAAAGACGAGCAGAAAGGGAAGUCGAACAACAAUUAAGAGAGGAAGAACUC
Messenger RNA from Paraglomus occultum, 444 nucleotides. The record is from the annotation of a GenBank genome assembly. NCBI's taxonomy places the organism in Eukaryota, Fungi, Glomeromycota, Glomeromycetes, Paraglomerales, Paraglomeraceae.